AUGGUUGAACAACCAUCUAUAUUUGAUCCUCUGUUAGUCAAUUGGCGUCCAACAACAUCGGGCAUAUCACUUUUUCAUCCUAUACCUGAACGAAAUUGUUCGUCAGCUGGUAUACCUGAAAAAUAUUGUCCAUGCUCACGUAGUACUUCACUUGAUACAACAUUACCUGUGAUCAAAGAAUUAACAUUAGCUAGUAUUGAUCAUAUAAAUAAUGUAAAACUAAAAUCACAUAAACAUUUAUGUCUUCCACUUGAACUUAAAACAAUUAUUCGAGCUGAAUUCGAAAAAUUACCAAUACUUAAGAAAGUCAAUAAUAAAACAGCAAAUUUUACUCAUUCAUAUACAGUUCUUUUUGAAGUAUCACCAUCCGGUGGAAUAUUUGAAAGUCGCCUUCUUCAUCAUGAACAAACAAAACUAAUACAAGUAUAUAGUGACAUUCUUCGUGUUAAUCUUUAUGGUCAAACAUCAGCAUGUAUUCAAGAUAAAUACGAAUUACGUUCAUUUUGUUAUUGUAUAUCAUACGAUCAAAAGCUAAAAAAUAAUCUAUCAACUACUCUUCUGUCACAAUAUACAUCCAAUAUUACUGUUGUUAAUUCAACAAUAGCAAUAAAAAACUAA
This is a messenger RNA of Rotaria sp. Silwood2, 618 nucleotides long. Lineage: Eukaryota; Metazoa; Rotifera; Eurotatoria; Philodinida; Philodinidae. The record is from the annotation of a GenBank genome assembly.